Molecule: messenger RNA, 1424 nt
Organism: Lactuca sativa (garden lettuce)
Lineage: Eukaryota; Viridiplantae; Streptophyta; Magnoliopsida; Asterales; Asteraceae
Product: UDP-D-apiose/UDP-D-xylose synthase 2
Molecular function (GO): carboxy-lyase activity
Source: RefSeq, a predicted model, not a curated record
CCUCCCUCCUUUUAUGAUUUUAUCUCUCCAUUUAAAAGCCGACGCCCUUCCCAGUUCCCCCCAAAUCUUACCGGAGACACCGUAACAGACACCAAUCCAAACCCUACAGAGAAGAGAAGAGACCUAUCGAAGAGAGUGAGCGAGAUGUCAGCGUCGACGGCGAGGCUAGAUCUAGACGGGAAUACUAUAAAACCGAUAACAAUAUGCAUGAUAGGAGCCGGAGGAUUCAUAGGAUCGCAUAUGUGCGAGAAAUUGAUGUCGGAAACGCCGCACACGGUGUUCGCGGUGGAUGUUCAUAAUGACAAGAUCAAACACUUACUUGAACCGGACUCUCUUCCUUGGGCAGGUCGUAUUCACUUCCAUCGAAUCAACAUCAAGAACGAUUCUCGUCUCGAAGGCCUCAUAAAGUCCUCCGAUCUGACAUUAAAUCUGGCGGCCAUAUGCACACCAGCGGAUUACAAUACGCGUCCUCUAGACACUAUCUACAGCAAUUUCAUUGAUGGUCUUCCAGUGGUAAAGUACUGUUCUGAUAAUAAGAAGCGGCUGAUUCAUUUUUCUACAUGUGAAAUCUAUGGGAAAACAAUAGGUAGCUAUCUUCCUAACAACAGCCCCCUGAGACAGGAUCCUGCAUAUUACAUCCUGAAAGAAGAUACAUCCCCUUGCAUUUUUGGCUCAGUUGAGAAGCAAAGGUGGUCUUAUGCAUGUGCAAAACAGUUGAUGGAGAGGCUAAUCUAUGCCGAGGGUGCAGAAAAUGGUCUUCAGUUCACCAUAGUCAGACCUUUCAACUGGAUUGGCCCGAGGAUGGAUUUUAUUCCUGGAAUCGAUGGUCCCAGUGAUGGUGUUCCUAGGGUUCUAGCUUGCUUUAGUAAUAAUCUUCUGAGGCGUGAACCUCUGAAGCUUGUGGAUGGUGGUGAAUCACAAAGAACCUUUGUUUACAUCAAGGAUGCCAUUGAAGCUGUUCUUUUGAUGAUUGAAAAUCCUGGUAGAGCUAAUGGUCAUAUAUUCAACGUGGGUAACCCAAACAAUGAAGUUACAGUCAGACAACUGGCUGAAAUGAUGACUCAGGUAUACUCGAAGGUAAGUGGGGAAGAUUCAAUAAAAACACCCACCAUUGAUGUGAGCUCCAAAGAGUUUUAUGGUGAAGGUUAUGAUGACAGUGACAAAAGAAUCCCAGACAUGACAAUUAUAAACAAACAAUUAGGUUGGAAUCCCAAGACACCAAUUUGGGAGAUGUUGGAAUCGACACUUACAUAUCAGUACAAGACAUAUGCUGAAGCAAUUAAGCAAACCAUUGCAAAACCAGUAGCUAGUUGAAUGUGCUUAUAUGAAAAGGGACUCUUUUUGUUUUUAGGAACUAUACCUAUAUUUUGUUGUGUACCCUGUCAUUAGACUCAUUACAACCAAAAAAUUGAUUUACUUGAACA